Pyrenophora tritici-repentis Pt-1C-BFP is the source of this 237-nucleotide messenger RNA. The record is from RefSeq and is a predicted model, not a curated record. NCBI's taxonomy places the organism in Eukaryota, Fungi, Ascomycota, Dothideomycetes, Pleosporales, Pleosporaceae.
AUGAACAUUACAAUACUCAUCACAAUUGCGACGUUUGCCUCGUAUAAAACAUCCCUUGUUACAGACGCAGUAGAUACUGUACGCCAAUGCCACGGAUACGUAGAGGAGGAUGAGAGUGGCGAGCUUCAUUUCUGUCUGAGGGUUUUUGUUGACGAGUGGGUGGUUGAUUAUUUCAUCGCAGUGUUUUCCGGCUGGCAUCCAACAAUUGUUGUGAGCUUCACAGACGCAAAAGGAUGA